Messenger RNA from Mesocestoides corti, 423 nucleotides. The record is from the annotation of a GenBank genome assembly. NCBI's taxonomy places the organism in Eukaryota, Metazoa, Platyhelminthes, Cestoda, Cyclophyllidea, Mesocestoididae.
AUGUCGAAGCGUGGACGUGGUGGUUCUUCUGGAGGAAAGUUCCGUAUUACCUUGGGUCUUCCCACCGGCGCUGUCAUGAAUUGUGCCGAUAACACGGGUGCAAAGAACCUAUACGUCAUUGCCGUUUUUGGUGUACGAGGUAGACUUAAUCGCCUUCCGACUGCAGCGACCGGUGAUUGCGUCGUGUGCAGCGUUAAAAAGGGCAAGCCCGAACUUCGUAAAAAGGUCUGGCAAGCCGUUGUAAUCAGGCAGCGGAAGGCCUUUCGUCGGAAGGAUGGUACAUUCAUUUACUUUGAAGAUAAUGCCGGUGUGAUCGUGAAACCUAAUGGCGAAAUGAAAGGCUCCGCGAUCACUGGUCCUGUUGCUAAGGAAUGUGCCGAUAUGUGGCCCAAGAUAGCUUCUAGUGCUGGUUCUAUUCACUGA